Ipomoea triloba (trilobed morning glory) is the source of this 1182-nucleotide messenger RNA. RefSeq names its product epidermis-specific secreted glycoprotein EP1-like. The coding region runs from base 54 to 962 and encodes 302 amino acids. The transcript has a single exon. The record is from RefSeq and is a predicted model, not a curated record. NCBI's taxonomy places the organism in Eukaryota, Viridiplantae, Streptophyta, Magnoliopsida, Solanales, Convolvulaceae.
CACCACCUUUGAAUCAUACAAACUCAUAGCAACUUAUUACAAUCUUUAAAAACAUGUCUCCCUCCUACUCUUCAACUCUCAUCUUUCUCCUUGUUUCCAUCCAAAUCCUUUCCUGUUUUGCCCAAGUUCCGGCCAAGAACACCUUCAAGCUUGUCAAUGAAGGGGAACUUGGCCCUUACGUUGUCGAAUACCGAGCCGAUUAUCGUGUUCUUGAUGUGUUUAAUAAUCCUUUCCAACUUUGCUUUUACAACACCACUCCGAAUGCGUACACCUUAGCACUGCGCAUGGGCACGGUGCGCUCUGAGCUUCGUAUGCGGUGGGUGUGGGAAGCUAACCGAGGGAGGCCGGUUCGUGACGGGGCCACCUUCGAGCUCCGAAAAGACGGUAACCUCGUCCUCGCCGACGUUGACGGUCGGGUGGCGUGGCAAUCCGGCACGGCCAACAAGGGUGUGGUUGGGUUCAAGUUGCUACCAAAUGGUAACAUGGUGCUUCAUGACACCAAGGGUAAUUUUGUCUGGCAAAGUUUUGAUUACCCCACUGAUACUCUCUUGGUGGGCCAGUCUCUCCGUCAAUCUGGCCCAAGGAAACUGGUGAGUAGGGCCUUAGAGGCCAAGAAUGCCAACGGCCCAUAUACGAUGAUUCUUGAGCCCACCAGGUUGGGCUUUUACAACCAAACCAAGAACUCUGGCAGGCCCAUUUUGUAUCAUGACUCUUCAAAGUGGUUCUCUGUUGGCAAGAGUAGUUUAGAGGAGGUGAAGUUCAAUGCUGGGCCUCAAGCAUUGAAAUGGGAGUACAAGGUGGCUAAAUCUCCAAAGUUGGGGGCCCAUAUUAUGGCCCGGCCCAAAUUCAACACCACUUUGACUUAUCUUCGUUUGGAAAUUGAUGGAAAUCUCAAGACCUACACUUUCUAUUCUGAUGCAGAAGACAAUUUCCAUUGGGGUGAAAGCUUUAAGCUACUUUAAGCAAUUUUCAAAAUUUUGUUUUUGUUUUUCUAAAAAAUAUUUUAUUUUAAAUGCGUUGUCCAGGUUGUUCUCGAGUUCAUUUUGUAUUGUUUGUUCAAUAAUGUUUGGAUGAUUGGUCCCUCAUUCAAGGACCAGUCCUUCAAAGAUGUCUUUGUAAACACAUUGAUCCUCAUGUUUAAACAACUCAAGUACUUUUAAUAUGAGUCGACAAUUUUUUUAA